Peromyscus leucopus (white-footed mouse) is the source of this 915-nucleotide messenger RNA. It is a transcript of the gene C3H3orf22, whose product is annotated as chromosome 3 C3orf22 homolog. The record is from RefSeq and is a predicted model, not a curated record. NCBI's taxonomy places the organism in Eukaryota, Metazoa, Chordata, Mammalia, Rodentia, Cricetidae. The transcript is spliced from 4 exons. The coding region runs from base 330 to 743 and encodes 137 amino acids.
UGGGGUUAUGGCUCCCUUAGUAGCCUGGCACCCAGAACCAUGGCCAGCAUCAACCUCUGUGGUGUCACUUAAGCCUGUGUCUCAACAUGCAGCUCUGCUGGUUGGCUUGCUCCCAGCACACCCUGGACCUGGGCCUCCCAUCUGACCAAGGCUUCUGAGUGUGACAGCAGAAGCCAGCCGUGGGGCCCCAGCAGCUCUCCCACUUGCAACUUCCUUGGAAAGAGCAGCUUGGGGGCUUUGUGAUCCAAGUCCUAAUCCUUGUCACACUCAAGAUUUAAGCUGGGCUGCCUUGCCAUGGCUGAGGGGGACACAGCCUGACAUCCUCUGUGAUGGAAUCGAGAGGCCCGAAGAAGCCCCGUCGGUAUAAGAAACGUAAAAUGAAGAGCCAGGAGAGAUUCAUCAAGAAGUUCCCUUUCAGGUUGUCUUGGUUGACGGAGCCCAGCACAGCUUACCUACAGUCUUGGAAGACCAAGAGCAACUCACUGAAGGACCAGCUGCCCUUACAGAAGAAGCUGGUGCCCACACGGUCCAUUCCUCCCCCAGGGGCUGGAGCUCCGGAAUUGACAUCACCAUUCAGCUUCUCCUCACAGCCUCCACAGCCUCCACUAUGUAACCUCUGGGAACUUAAAUUGCUGAGCCUCCGUUUCCCUAGACAAGACCUUGACAAGCUGCCUCCUCCAAAGGCCGAUGCUAACCAGCCCUACACGAGUGAGACUUCGGGGCCAAUCGAGAGCUUUCCCUAGAACAUCGACUCUCCAUGGCUCCUUUCUCAGCCACCUGCUCUCUGCUCCAAGCUGCUGCCACAGAGACAUUUGUAAAGGGGAGCAGCCUUGUAGGCCACCAAAAACCAGGAGUGGUCCAUCCCCCGCACCAAAGACCAUGCAGCACCAAUAAACUUCACAGGUUCAAAUCCCA